This is a messenger RNA of Erinaceus europaeus (western European hedgehog), 670 nucleotides long. It is a transcript of the gene NDUFAF2, whose product is annotated as NADH:ubiquinone oxidoreductase complex assembly factor 2. Bases 65 to 634 code for a protein of 189 amino acids. Gene Ontology annotation, biological process: mitochondrial respiratory chain complex I assembly. Gene Ontology annotation, cellular component: membrane. The transcript has 5 exons. Lineage: Eukaryota; Metazoa; Chordata; Mammalia; Eulipotyphla; Erinaceidae. The record is from RefSeq and is a predicted model, not a curated record.
CGGGGGCGGAGUCAGGUGCUGAACUGUCGCUGCUGCACAUCCCGCUGGUCCCCAGGCUGCCGGCAUGGGCUGGGCUCGGGAACUGUCCCGUGUCCUGUGGAGAUCGCUUUCAAAGAGAGUCAAGCAGCCAGUGGGCACAGAUAAGUUCGGGAACAAAUACUACUAUAUCCCGGAGUACAAGAACUGGAGAGGACAAACUAUUCGAGAGAAACGAAUUGUUGAAGCUGCGACAAAAAGAGAAGUAGACUAUGAAGUAGGGGACAUACCAACAGAAUGGGAAGCUUGGAUAAGAAGAACAAGAAAGACUCCACCUACAGUGGAGAGUUAUUGCUGUGGCUCAGUGCCUACACCACGAAUCCACUGCUCCUGGAGGACACUUAUUUUCCUGAAAACAACACAAAAAAACAGACAACAACAACAACAACAAAACAUCCCUCUGCUGCAAGUGUACAGAUGGCCUUUCUGGAACAGUAGAACCAGAGACAUAAAGAAAUCAAGAAGGAAGGAGAAGAUAGAGAAAGAAAGAGAGACAUCUACAGCAUUGUUUCACUGCUCACGAAGCUUUUCCCCUGCAGGUGGGGGCCAGGGGCUUGAACCCAGUUCUUUCUGCAUUGUAACUUGUGUGCUAUCCUGAGUUCACUAUUGUCCAGUCCCUUAAAUAAAUAUUUUC